AUGCGCGUCGUCAUUUAUGCUGCCAUCCUUGGAGGUGCUGUAGGUUUCUCGAAUACGAUCUCAGAGGAUACUCUGCCGACGGGCAACUACUGCGAGGAGAUGUGCACCCAGACUGCUCGCUGUGAUCAAUCAUACUGCAAGGAUAACGGUCUAUGCUUCGGCCUCUACCACAAGGGAGAGUCCAAAUGUUAUCAGCCCGGUGGUGAAGCUACCGAUUGUGACGACUCCGCAUUGGAGCCGGUCCAGUGUGCUGAAUAUCCUGUUACUACUUGUGAUGAUGUUUGUAGAAGCAUCGAAGGUUGCAAGGAAUCGAAGUGGGGUACUUAUUGCAAGACUUGGCAAGGUCCUCCAGUCUGUUUUGGUAUCAUCGUCAAGGAGGAUGGUAGCCUCUGCUUCAACCCUAUUGAUGAGGAAUGCGCCGGGGAGCCUUAUCCGUGUGAGAUUGCCCCGAUCGAGUCCACUACUGUUCUUGAGACUACGGUUGAUACCACUGUUAUCCCUGAGACCACGAUUGAGCCUACUGAUGUCCCUGAGACCACAGCUGAGCCCGUGGAUUAUCCAACCAACGAAGAUCUAGCUGGAGACUGGUGUGGUGAGACUCCUCUCGGCCCGAUUAAAGUCACUCCCGAGGUCUCGGGUGCGGUUACUCUAUUCGUUGGUGGUCAGACGUUCACUGCCGAAUACUAUUUGGAUGGCUAUGAAAUUGUGUUUACUAAUCCGGAUGAGGCUUUAGCAGCGUUGCUUGACGAGUUGGAUUCGAGCUUAUAUGCUCUCUACACCGAGGAAGGUGUCUACGUUGAGCUGGUCAAUGUUUUCACCACAACUAUAACGAGAUGCUAA
This is a messenger RNA of Perkinsus marinus ATCC 50983, 840 nucleotides long. RefSeq lists its product as hypothetical. The transcript has a single exon. The coding region runs from base 1 to 840 and encodes 279 amino acids. The record is from RefSeq and is a predicted model, not a curated record. Lineage: Eukaryota; Perkinsozoa; Perkinsida; Perkinsidae.